AUGGUGUCCUCGUUGAUCCAUCAGGAUGCAAUCGCCCUCAUUGGCCCAGUCUUGUCUGCACAAAUUAGAGCCACACAUCCGAUCUGUGGCGGGCUGCAUGUGCCUCAGAUAGCUCCAUGGGCCACCGACCCACGACUCUCCAUUGGAAAUCACUAUCCAUACUUGCUAAAGAUGACUCCGCCGGACGAUGUGAUGAACCGAGCUGUCAUCGACCUGGUGAGCAGCUUCAUGUGGAACCGAGUGUCUAUCCUGACUGACGACACUGACUUCGGCCUGAAUGGCGUCCACGAAUUCAUCAAGUUAGCCUCCAGGGCCGAUGUGAGGAUCUCCACUAUGUUGUCAUUCCACACUGUCAGUGAUUCCUCUGCUAUAGACGCUACAAAACAACUGCAGGAAAUCAGAGCAAAAGGAACAACCGUUGUCAUCCUCCACUGCCAUCCAGUCCAUGCGCUCCCCGUACUCAGGCAGGCUUACGAAAUGGGAAUCUUCAAGUCGAAAUGGGUUUGGAUUGUGACUAGUUUGGCUAGAGCUCCGCAUUUAGAUAACUUUGACAAUAUUACUGGUUUGCUUGGAGUUCGCCCGGCGCACGGAAAGGGCAGUCUUUACAAGGAGUUUCAGGCCGCCAUGGUGGCUCAGAUGCCCGAAAGGAUCGCAGAUCGACAACAAAACAUUCUGGCGUCCACUGCACAUGGCUACGAUGCAAUACUGGCGAUCGGUUACGCCUUGCAUGCCCUUCUUAAACACGGCCCGAUACAUGAACAACACGUCGAAAGGACUUGCACCUGUGAGUCUGGUGCGCCAUCACAAUGCGGCGAGAAGCUAAUAAAGUAUCUGAGAGAGGCUAGAGGUCCCGGUGCAACGACUGAAAUAGCAUUCAAUGAGUUUUACUACCCCGAAAAUGCCGACUUUGAAGUUGUCAAUCUGAAGGCAAAGAAAAGCUGGGUUAAGGAUCCGCCGUUUGUGAUAAAGAAGAACCCAGCCGAUGGUGGGGGACUUGGAGGUUUCUGCAUAGACCUGAUCGAAGAACUUCAUAGGCGUCUUCAGUUUGACUACGAUAUUUACAUACAGGGCAACGAUAUGUAUGGUACACCAGUCAACGGGAGCGCACUUGAGUGGAACGGGAUGGUUGGCGAUCUCUUGGAAAAGAAAGCUGAUUUGGCUGUGGCAGCUACCUUUAUUUCCAAAAACAGAGCCGCCGUGAUAGACUUCAGCGUUGCCUAUUAUGACUCCGGCCUGUCCGUGAUCAUGAGGAAAGAAGAAGCGAAGGAAGAAUACGGCAUCUGGCCUAUCAUUGCUCCAUUUGAUAGCGCCCUGUGGUUGCUGGUUCUCGGAGGAACAUUUGCAACGACUCUUAUACUUUACAUCAUCGAGUUCCUCAGCCCCUAUGGACAAUAUGGCGUCCACGUCCAGCGCCACGACAGGAAGGACAAGCGAUUCAGAGACACCCGUUACCUCAUGAAUAUUCGAAACUCAUUCCAGUUCUGUUAUGCAGCUUUUGUUGGACUUAACAUUGAAGGUAUGCCGCGGUCGUUUUCCGGGCGCCUUAUCGGUAACUACUGGUAUUUAGUAGUCUUCUUCAUAACAGCCGGCUACACUGCUAACUUCGCUGCCUUUCUCACUGUCAGCCAAAUGCACGAUAAUUCCAUUCAAACUCUAUCGGAGCUUACAGCGCAAAACAAAAUCAAAUACGGCACCCUCGCCGAUACGAACACUGCUCAUUUCAUUCUUACGGCGACUAAUGACGUUUAUGGCCGGAUGGCCAGACAUACGAUGGACUUCGACACCAACGUCAAGACGGUCAGCGAAGCCAUACGACAAUUAAAGAGUGGUUUUAAAGGACAAGAAAAAGUCGCUGUUUGGAAACAAAAAGACGCAGUACGCCUUCAUCUACGACGAGCCUAUUCUGAGAAACAUAGCAAAUCAUGA
Molecule: messenger RNA, 1926 nt
Organism: Lineus longissimus
Lineage: Eukaryota; Metazoa; Nemertea; Pilidiophora; Heteronemertea; Lineidae
Product: glutamate receptor ionotropic, kainate 1-like
Exons: 14
Coding region: 1-1926 (641 amino acids)
Biological process (GO): synaptic transmission, glutamatergic; G protein-coupled receptor signaling pathway; modulation of chemical synaptic transmission
Cellular component (GO): postsynaptic density membrane; plasma membrane
Molecular function (GO): glutamate receptor activity; G protein-coupled receptor activity; transmitter-gated monoatomic ion channel activity involved in regulation of postsynaptic membrane potential
Source: RefSeq, a predicted model, not a curated record